ACGAGUAAGUUGUCAAUCUCUAAGUUGUUUGGCUUUACUUUUAGGUUAUGAUUUGUAAGUUAGAUGCGUAGAUGUCGAUCUGCUAGUGAUUUAUACAUUGUUAUUAAUUUAAAAUUUAAAUGAAUAUAAUUACAUUUUAUAUUUACAUCAGUUUGUGCUUCAAGCACAUAAGAAAGGUGGAGUAACGUUAAUUGUAAAACAGUAUUAUAUGUUAUUGAUGACUACCUCUACUUUAUAGCCUGUAACUGUCAUUCAAUCUGCGAGAAACAUGGAGACAGCUGCUUUGAGUUUAUUGAAGCGGGCUGUGGAAAUGGAUGAGAAGAAAAGAUACACCGAAGCCUUAGUUUGUUACCAAGAAGGCAUCCAAAUGCUAUUAAACUGCAUGAGAAGUUUCAGUGAUACUGUGAAGAGACAACACUUCAGAGAGAAGAUAGAAAUGUACAUGGGACGAGCAGAGCUUCUCAAGCGACAAAUAGAAGAUGAGAAGUCUCGAGGUGUCUAUCAUGAACAGAUUCUGAUAGAGCAUAAUUCAACCGGACACAGCUAUCUAUCAGUGUUUGGCAGAUUCCUUGAUUCUGAAGUGAAAGAAGUUGUCAUAGAAGACCCUUAUAUUCGUUAUUUUCAUCAGUGUCAGAACCUGCUGAGGUUGUGUGAGUUGUUGGUGAAGAGUUGUCCAAACCUGAGAACUAUACAGCUGUUAACCUCACAAGACAACAGCUGUGAUCAGUCUAAAUCGCUUGAGAAGCUCCAAUGUGAACUGUCUUCACGACAAGUUUCUCUUAAGAUUCAAUUUUCCACCACACUACACGACAGGCAGAUCAGAUUAAGUAAUGGGUGGAUAAUAAAGAUUGGGAGAGGACUGGACUACUUCAAGCCACCAGAAAGCAAGUUUUCAAUGGGAUAUUAUGACCUUGACCUACGACCUUGUCAUGAGACAACAGUAGACAUCUUUCAUGAAAAGGAUGUUCGUAUGACACAUAGUUAAUUAACAGACUCAAAAAAUGGAGAGUGGAUUUGUAUGUGCUGUCAUUUUAAUGUAUAUAUAUUUCUCAUUUUAAUGUACAUAUUGUAUUUAUAUUCAAUAGUAUUAGAAAAAAACUCAGAAAUUUACCCAAAAAUUUAUCAAACGGUUGUGUAAAGUAUGAGAAAACGGAUAUUAGUUUUAAUUAGUCAUAAUGUAAGUACUGUACUAUUCACAUUUUGUAUAUUCAAAAAUAAAAGUUGGAACUGUUUUGUA
Molecule: messenger RNA, 1237 nt
Organism: Homalodisca vitripennis (glassy-winged sharpshooter)
Lineage: Eukaryota; Metazoa; Arthropoda; Insecta; Hemiptera; Cicadellidae
Product: MIT domain-containing protein 1-like
Exons: 5
Coding region: 269-985 (238 amino acids)
Biological process (GO): midbody abscission
Cellular component (GO): midbody
Source: RefSeq, a predicted model, not a curated record